This is a messenger RNA of Ficedula albicollis (Collared flycatcher), 1293 nucleotides long. It is a transcript of the gene CERS5, whose product is annotated as ceramide synthase 5. NCBI's taxonomy places the organism in Eukaryota, Metazoa, Chordata, Aves, Passeriformes, Muscicapidae. Gene Ontology annotation, molecular function: sphingosine N-acyltransferase activity; DNA binding. The record is from RefSeq and is a predicted model, not a curated record. Gene Ontology annotation, biological process: ceramide biosynthetic process. The transcript has 12 exons. Bases 1 to 1293 code for a protein of 430 amino acids. Gene Ontology annotation, cellular component: membrane.
AUGCUCCAAACUAACGGGCCGCGCGCGGGGCCCGACGGAACCCCCGUGAGCGCCGGCAGCAGUGAGGGGCGGGCUGAGCCCGGCCCGCCGGGCAGCGGGCUGCAGUACCCGCGGGCCGCUCACGUCCUCUCCGCCUUCCCGCUGGCGAUCGGCAUCUUCACCGUGCGGUUGCUCUUCGAGAGGUUUAUUGCCAAGCCAUGUGCCAUAAACCUUGGCAUUCAGGACAGUGGACCUCACAGAGCCCAGCCCAAUGCAAUUUUAGAGAAAGUGUUUACAUCCAUCACUAAGUAUCCAGAUGGAAGAAGGUUAGAAGGCUUGUCCAAGCAGCUGGACUGGGAUGUCCGAAAGAUCCAGCGCUGGUUUCGGCACCGGAGGAACCAGGACAAACCCACCACCCUCACUAAAUUUUGUGAGAGCAUGUGGAGAUUUACAUUUUAUUUAAGUAUAUUUUUUUAUGGAAUCAGGUUUCUCUGGACGGCACCCUGGUUUUGGGACACACGACAGUGCUGGUACAACUACCCUUUCCAGCCUCUAACAUCCAGGCUUUAUUAUUACUAUAUCUUGGAGCUGGCCUUCUACUGGUCCCUCAUGUUUUCUCAGUUUACAGACAUUAAACGGAAGGAUUUCCUGAUCAUGUUCGUCCAUCACUUGGCCACGAUCGGGCUCAUCACGUUCUCCUACAUGAACAACAUGGUGCGGGUUGGAACUCUGGUGCUGUGCCUCCACGAUGCUUCAGAUUUCCUCCUGGAGGCUGCAAAACUGGCCAAUUAUGCCAAGUACCAACGUUUGUGUGAUGCUUUCUUCAUGCUCUUUGGGGUCGUGUUCAUCGUGACCCGGCUGGGCAUUUACCCUUUCUGGAUUUUGAACACAACCCUGUUUGAAAGCUGGGAGUUGAUUGGUCCCUACCCUUCCUGGUGGCUGUUCAACGGGCUCCUGGUGACCCUGCAGCUCCUGCACAUCAUCUGGUCUUACCUCAUCAUCCGCACGGCCUCCAAGGCGCUGGUGCGGGGCAAGGUAUCCAAGGAUGACCGCAGUGACGUGGAGAGCAGCUCUGAGGAGGAGGAUGUGACUUCCAACAGCACAAAAGGAAUUUUCAGCACUUCCAGUAACGGUUCCAACCGCCUCAACGGCCNUCUCCCUGUAUCCAAGGAUGACCGCAGUGACGUGGAGAGCAGCUCUGAGGAGGAGGAUGUGACUUCCAACAGCACAAAAGGAAUUUUCAGCACUUCCAGUAACGGUUCCAACCGCCUCAACGGCCACGUGGCCGGCGGCCAGUGGACAGGAGAGGAGUAA